This is a messenger RNA of Oryza sativa Japonica Group (Japanese rice), 1512 nucleotides long. Its product is annotated as heterogeneous nuclear ribonucleoprotein 1. Gene Ontology annotation, molecular function: mRNA binding. Gene Ontology annotation, biological process: regulation of translation. The record is from RefSeq and is a predicted model, not a curated record. NCBI's taxonomy places the organism in Eukaryota, Viridiplantae, Streptophyta, Magnoliopsida, Poales, Poaceae.
GAAUUUAAGUCGAAACCCCACGCGUCCGCCGCUCCCACCACCCUCGUCUCUCCCCUCCACUUCGCGAGACCUCCAAAACCCUAGUUUCGUCGGCGAUGGCGGCGGCGGCGGCGGCGGGGGCGGCGGCGGGUGGGGGGUUCGUUGGGGAGAGGAGGAAGCUGUUCGUGGGAGGGAUCCCGACGUCGGCGCAGGAGGCGGAGCUGCGGGGCCACUUCGGGCAGUACGGGGCGGUGAGGUCGGUGAUCGUGAUGCGGGACAAGGAGACCGGGCAUGGCCGGGGGUUCGGGUUCGUGGAGUUCGAGGAGGAGGAGGACGCCGCCAGGGCGCUCGGCGACGGGGAGCACCCCAGGCACCUCAUCUGCGGCCGCGUCGUUGAUGUCAAGAGGGCUAGGGCAAGGCCUCAACGAAACCAUGAUGAUCAAUCUUCACAGCAUCAGCACUUCGGACAGGGUCAGGAUCAGGGUCACCAGCCAGCACCUGUGAGUGGUACAGAGGAUGGCGGCGACGGCAUGAACUAUGCUUCGAAGAAGGUCUUUAUUGGUGGUCUGCGGGACAACAUCACUGAGGAGGAGUUCAAGACAUAUUUCGAGAGUUUUGGCACCGUAACAGAUGUGGUAGUCAUAUAUGACAGUAUGACAAACAGGUCUAGGGGGUUUGGUUUCGUCACCUUUGACUCAGAGGAAGCGGUGAGGAAGGUGAUAGAACACAGUUUUCAUGACUUGAAAGGAACAAGGGUAGAAGCCAAGAUUGCCAUCCCCAAGGAUGCUUCGUAUUACCGUAAUGGCAGAGGUCGUGGCUCAAGAAACUUUGGUGGAAGGGGUCAUGCUGGUUUUGAUGGUCCCUCGUACCAACCAUACAAUGACAGAUAUGGUUUCUACAACAGCUAUAAUAUGCCUCAACCUGUUCCACCACAUCCCUACUAUCCUGGUGUAUAUUAUGGUAUGGGAGGAGGUUAUCCCUAUGCGAAUGCAUAUUCAAACAUGGGAGCCCCUGCUAAUAUUCCUCCAGGCAUGAUGACAAGGCGUCCAGUUUAUGGUGCAUAUCCUCCAAUGUUUCCAGGGUACGGCGUUAUAUAUAGAGGUUAUGUGGGUGCUGCACCCUCUAUUCAGCAUGAUAGUAAUGGUGGGAGCGAUAGCAAAAAGGAUCAAACUUCAGUAGAUGUACAAGAAGUUGACAGUGCUGCUUCCGUUGCAACAAAACUUGAGUUUAUGAAGCUAGGGUCACAAUGACUUUCUGACAGGACAAAUUACUUCUAAAUUGAUGACACCAGAGUUCGACAUUUUGGGAACCCUCAAUUGUGAAGACUUGAGCUGAGAUUCUUUGGUUGACAAGUACAUCAUUGGAAUUCAACUUACCCACCCUCAUUCCUUGCUUCAUCUGCCUGUACACUGAAAACGUGCAAGUUGACCUCACUGCUUCUUGUACCGAUGUUUAAAUUCUUUGUUGAUUUAAUGUACCAGGAUCAGAACAUCCAAUCCUAAUUGCUUGUGCUAUCUCGUUUUUGUGUCACUA